GCGACUUUUCAUUUGCAACUAAAAUCGUGUUUUACGGCCUGCGCAAACCCUGCGUUGGGAAAACCUAGCUAGCUGUAAUUUGGUCUUUCAAAUAAGCGAUCGAAUCGGAGGGAAGAGAACCUGAGAGGUUUCGAUGGCAUCGGCGAUAGUUAGAUCUGGCCUUCGCUCGUCCCUUCGCAGUGCCACAUCUGCCCCGCGUGUUACUCCGGCAUCUAAGCGCUCUUUUGCUUCUUCCGGUCAUCAUGAUGAAGCUGCUGAGGCAUCAAAGUGGCAGAAGAUAACUUAUUUAGGAAUAGCAGCCUGCACAAUUCUGUCUAUUGUUAAUCUCUCCAAGGGUCAUCCCCAUCACGAAGAACCACCUGCAUAUCCAUACUUGCACAUCCGCAAUAAGGAGUUUCCGUGGGGUCCAGAUGGUUUGUUUGAGAGCAAACAUCAUUGAAUCUUCAAGGCCAUCCAUUGCAAGGGAUCACAGGAUAAUUGAUGAUUAGUACUUUAUUUCUUCAAUGCAUUUGAACUCAUGCUGUUGAGAUGCUGAUACUGCAUAUUUUGUUUCAAGCGCUGCAUCCCGAACAUUUAAGCAGUGUUAAUGUUCCCCCCCCCCCCCCCCCCAAAGUUUUAUGUACUUUCGUUGUGGUUAUGUUGAAAUAAAAGGAACCAGUGAAACUUUUCCAUUA
This is a messenger RNA of Andrographis paniculata, 674 nucleotides long. Its product is annotated as cytochrome c oxidase subunit 6a, mitochondrial. Gene Ontology annotation, biological process: mitochondrial electron transport, cytochrome c to oxygen. The record is from RefSeq and is a predicted model, not a curated record. Gene Ontology annotation, cellular component: mitochondrial inner membrane. The transcript has 4 exons. Gene Ontology annotation, molecular function: enzyme regulator activity. Lineage: Eukaryota; Viridiplantae; Streptophyta; Magnoliopsida; Lamiales; Acanthaceae. Bases 134 to 439 code for a protein of 101 amino acids.